This is a messenger RNA of Mytilus trossulus (common blue mussel), 600 nucleotides long. RefSeq lists its product as uncharacterized. The record is from RefSeq and is a predicted model, not a curated record. The transcript is spliced from 3 exons. Gene Ontology annotation, cellular component: membrane. NCBI's taxonomy places the organism in Eukaryota, Metazoa, Mollusca, Bivalvia, Mytilida, Mytilidae. The coding region runs from base 23 to 535 and encodes 170 amino acids.
UUUGGGUUAGAAACAGCAAGUAAUGCGUUUACGUAAUAGAAUAAUCCUUACUGCUGUAACACAGUAUUUCCUUAUAACAUACUACUUAAUGUUUGUUAGUAUCAGUACAGAUUAUUGGACGGAUGACGGUAAAAAUCAUGAAGGAUUAUGGAAAAAAUGCUUAUACAAUACAAAAAUAUCAUCCCUCUACAAUGUAACAUGUUGUUCGUCUAGACCGUUUAAAGGCCAUAUUGGAGCAGAACGUUUCUUUUUUAUUCUUCAACUUAUUUUGGAUACUCUCUGUAUUUUUCCUUGGUUUGUCUGGUUAUUUUUGAAGAAAAAAAAUUAUGAAACAGUAUUUUGGGGAAUUGGUACUAACGUCUUUAAUGGUUACCUGUAUAUGAUAAUUGUGCUUUCUGUAUAUGGUGGUAAAGAGCCAAAUGAUUUGGGUUGGUCAUUUCAUCUAUUACUGAGUGUUUUGUUUCUUCGAAUUCCAUGCUAUUCAGUGUUGUGUAAAGUUUUGUAUGAAGAACAAGACAAUUACAGCGUGUAUUGAACUAUGUUGGAAAGAGUGUGAAAUAAUAUACGAAUUCAAUUUAAAGUAAAAAAGUUGAAAUCCGU